CUCGACCGCGGACUUGUGCAGUGCGGUAGUGCACCGCCCUGGGGGCAGUAAAUCUGGCUUCGCCGGCGAUGGCCCUCCCUGGAUUACGCAGCAGGGGGAAGGCUCUGUGCUACAUCCAGAAGGGCUCUACGCUAGUUCACGCACGGAAACGGUGGAACUAUAUAUGCCUGCUGGAGUCAUCAGGAGCCAUACUACACACAGGAUUUCCAAAACUGCAAUUACCUCAAGAGGAAGAUGAAUCCCCCCAGUCAUCCUCUGCUGGUUCUACUCCUGGGAGGCCACCACAGGGGCCCCCUCCGGGGCCAGAUGGACAUGGCUCUGACUCCACAGACCCACCACCCAAAGAUGGAGGCAGGAAUUUCUCCCGCACUGCAGCCAUAGUUGCUGCAGGCGUGACCACAGGAGCCGUGGCCGUGGGCGCUGCGCCCGUGGUGCUGGGCGCCAUGGGCUUCACUGGGGCCGGAAUCGCAGCCUCCUCCCUAGCGGCCAAGAUGAUGUCAGCCGCCGCCGUUGCCAACGGGGGCGGGGUUGCUGCCGGCAGCCUGGUGGCUACUCUGCAGUCCGCGGGAGCGGCUGGACUCUCCUUGUCAUCCAACAUCCUCCUGGGCUUGACUGGGUUUUCUUUUGGAGGCUGGCUGGGAUCAAAAGCAACCUCUUCCUCUCCUCCCCCUGGACCCAGUACUGAAGCAGAGGGGGGCCCCCACGUUGGAGGUGACUCUCCAGGGCCUCAGAAUGACAGUCCCCCAAAUGACAAGCCCCCUGCCUCCCCAAAUUGUUCAGAGAAGGAUGAGAAAUAAAGAUGAGAUACUGUGGCCUUCCCCUAGUGGCGGCACUGUGUUCUAGUGGGUGGGCAGGGGGAGGGAGCGGGAACUCCAGAGGGAGGAGCAGGGGGUAUCCCCGUGACUGGACCCAGGUGUGUUCCCAGUCCUGUCACGCGGGACCCUGAGGAGGUCACGUCUCCCUGUGAGCCUGUUUGCUGCUCUUCGGAUGGGGACUUGGACCAAGUGUCUUCGAAAAUCUCAGUCAGGGCUGGUGUAACGGACGGCUUGGCUCGGGUCACUGAGCCUUUGACCCUCAGCUACCAAGCUCUAUCCUCAGGCAUUGCUGACCCACCCCUCUCUAUCCAAAACUCAGGGUCUGGCUGUAUCAUGACUCUAGAAGUGCAGCAGCACUGUGUCUCCCUGGCCUGGGGCGCCUGGGGCUCUCUGGGUCAAUGGAGAGCUCUGUCCCUAUAUGUCCACAGCCCAGGGCCCAGGGUCCUCAGCCCCCCCAGGAGGGAGUGACCAGAGCCUGCAAGGAUGAUAGCUCGGCCUCCUUCCUGUCUACGUAAGAAACAUCCAAACCCGUAGAGAAUUCUUACAAGAGUGUAUCGGGGCCAAACUGAUGACCUAUGCCAGGGAGCAAGAUCAGAAAUGCUCCAGGGAAUAUCAGUUUUGCAGCUGUUGUGCCUUUGGAAUGAAGGAGAGAACGUAAGGAAGACGACAUGGAGAUGGGAGGAAGCAAAGCGGGGACCGGACUACAGGAUUGGUAACAAGAUCGUUUGCUCUUUGGAGGGUGGUUAUUUCAGAAGUUUGUUAACGUAGUUGCACGGUGUUUGGACUAAGCUUGAGUUGUUCCGAGAUUUGUGCCCAAAAAGCUGCAAGCCCAAAGAACACACACCAGCUGGCUGAGUGCAAGACGUAGGUUUGUUGAGGCUUACUGACCAGGGAGAGUGGUGGCGGCUGGCCGAGGGGUAGUGAUCCGCACCCAGGCAGAGAAGAAGCAUGAUUAUAUGGAUUAUAUAGAUACAACGAAACAGAGCGUUUUGUGGGAGAAAGCAUCUGGCAGGCCCUGCAGGCCUGCUCCCCUGUGCGCAGCGUCCCAAGAAGCCAGGAGACCUCGACGGCGGCCAGCGUACAGAACUGGCUGAUAAGCAGUAUUCCCAUGGGACCGGGACACACUGACUGCCAGCUUAUCUGCCCGUGGGCCAGGUCCUUAUACACAAACAAUGGACAGGGCUUGCUUAAGGCAAAAAUAAACCUUUCACUAAAAGUUAUAUGCCUGGGGCGUGACUACCUACCGUGACCUGCGCGGUUAGGAAUGUAUGAUCAGGUCACUCUGUGAAGUUACCCUCCACAGAACCCCUUUUCAUCCAUACCUCCCUGGUAGGAUUCCUGAGGCAAGCCAAUGCAGACCCCUCACUUCCGGAGGCCCACUGUGUGUCAACCUUCUGUCGGGGGUUCUGUGCACACUGACCUGGCACCUGCCACCUGCCUGCCACGCAGAUAAUCCACACCCAGCUUCUGGAAGGCCUUUUCCACUUUAGAUUGGAGUCUCAGGCCACAAACUAUUGGCUCCAGGGCUUCACCACAGGUCCCCACUCCGGCCUUCACAUCUGUGCUUCCUUUACCGGCCUUCCCCCACGAGGCUCGCUCUCGGGUGCUGCCGCAGCUCACUUGUACAGUCCCAGUGGGCCUCAAGGGCUCUAUCCUGGGCCCCGGGCUACAGUGGGUCAGAGGGGUUCCUCCCUGCCCACGGUGUGCAAUGAUGGGGGUAGGGCAGGCAGGCCAGCACACAGCUAACCAUGUUAAGAUCCAUGUUAUCAGUUACAGAAAUGACUGCAUUCUGCACCUCUGUCCUUUCAAUACAUCCGUACAGCUCCUCUCCCCAAGAGUGGAGUUUCUUUGCCCUCCCUUUGAAUCUGGGCUAGCCUGUUGGAGGACAGUAAAA
This is a messenger RNA of Rhinolophus ferrumequinum (greater horseshoe bat), 2709 nucleotides long. Its product is annotated as interferon alpha-inducible protein 27-like protein 2. Gene Ontology annotation, cellular component: mitochondrion; membrane. NCBI's taxonomy places the organism in Eukaryota, Metazoa, Chordata, Mammalia, Chiroptera, Rhinolophidae. Bases 69 to 797 code for a protein of 242 amino acids. The transcript has 6 exons. The record is from RefSeq and is a predicted model, not a curated record. Gene Ontology annotation, biological process: apoptotic signaling pathway.